Molecule: messenger RNA, 2175 nt
Organism: Centrocercus urophasianus (Greater sage-grouse)
Lineage: Eukaryota; Metazoa; Chordata; Aves; Galliformes; Phasianidae
Gene: KRAS
Product: KRAS proto-oncogene, GTPase
Exons: 7
Coding region: 96-779 (227 amino acids)
Biological process (GO): Ras protein signal transduction
Cellular component (GO): plasma membrane
Molecular function (GO): GTP binding; GTPase activity; GDP binding
Source: RefSeq, a predicted model, not a curated record
CGGAAAGGGACGCGGAGCGGGCGCCGCGCGCGGCGGGCAGGGAGACGCCGGCGUGCUCCCGCGGCCCGCAGAGCGCCGGGCAGGUCUGCUAAAAAAUGACAGAGUAUAAGCUUGUUGUCGUUGGAGCUGGUGGUGUGGGCAAGAGCGCCUUGACAAUACAGCUCAUUCAGAACCACUUUGUGGAUGAGUAUGACCCUACCAUAGAGGAUUCCUACAGAAAGCAAGUAGUAAUUGAUGGGGAAACCUGUCUCUUGGAUAUUCUUGAUACAGCAGGUCAAGAAGAAUAUAGUGCAAUGAGGGACCAAUAUAUGAGAACAGGAGAAGGCUUCCUGUGUGUAUUUGCUAUAAACAAUACAAAAUCUUUUGAAGAUAUUCACCAUUAUAGGGAACAAAUAAAAAGAGUUAAAGACUCUGAAGAUGUCCCAAUGGUGCUAGUAGGAAACAAAUGUGAUUUGCCUUCCAGAACAGUAGAUACAAAACAAGCUCAGGACUUAGCAAGAAGUUAUGGAAUUCCUUUUAUUGAAACAUCAGCAAAGACAAGACAGAGAGUGGAGGAUGCUUUUUAUACAUUGGUGCGAGAGAUUCGACAAUACAGAGUGAAAAAAAUCAGCAAAGAAGAAAAGACUCCAGGGUGCAUGAAAAUUAAAAAAUGCCUUGUAAUGGGUGUUGACGAUGCCUUCUAUACAUUAGUUCGAGAAAUCAGAAAACACAAAGAGAAGAUGAGCAAAGACGGUAAAAAGAAGAAAAAGAAGACAAAGACAAAGUGUAUAAUUAUGUAAAUACAGUGUAUCCUUAUUCUUAAGACGUACUGAAGUAAUUUUUGUACAUUACACUAAAUUAUUAGCAUUUGUUUUUAGCAUUACUUUACUUUCUGCUUCAUGAUCCUGUUAGCUUUACCUGAAUGCUUGUUUUAAAUGACAGUGGAAACUUCAUUCCUCUUAAAGUGCCAGUAUUCUUUGAGUGUUGGUUCUUGAACUAGCAAUGCCUGUGAAGAAAAAUAAAAACAGAAAAAAAACCACACAAAAACCUGAGAACUGUCUUAGGACUCUUUGGUGCAUGCACAGUUGCUAACUUACUACUUUUCUUACUGAUUGUGAACUUCUGUUCUGUGUGUAAACAAAACAAUGAAAUGAUGCUCUACAUGUUCUAACAUCCCCCUUAAUUUUUACUAUUUUUUAUUUUUUAAAUCUGGUUGGGAAAACAGACUAGUUAGCAAAAAAAGAAUUUAUUUUCAGAUUUUCUUUUAGUUUAGACUGACUGCAAUAUAGAGAGACCAGAAGCCUUUAUAGUCUUCCUGUAGAUUUUGCUUCUAGGCAUCUAGUCUUGUAGCAUUUCAGAUCAACUUUAUUGAAUGUAAAGAUAAAACUUUCACAAAAAAAUUUUUUCACUGCAAUUUGUCUCAGUCACUCCUUAAAUACUAUAUUUUUUCUAUUAAAAAAAAAAAAAGAAAAAUUAAAAAAAAGACACUAAUGCACAUCUGGCAAUGGAAAAAGUAAAAGUUCUGAUUAGAUUGAUUUCCUGUUGUUAAUGUAUUGCUUUAAAACUUUCACUGAACUUUUUCUGUCUGAAGACACCAAGGUGAAAUCUUAGCUCUGCUGAGCUCCCAGUGGUAAAUCUUCAGGUAGUUCAGUAGGAGGAGAUUUCACCCUUAGUGUCUCCAGAAAAUACUAGAAAGCCUUAAUAGAUAAGUUGAUUCAAUUUCUUAGGUUACUUCAUACAUGGAUCCAGAAUUUAUCAUAAGAAUUAAGUCAGAAUGAAUCCUAAAUUAUAUAGUAAAUCAAAACCAUUUGAUUUUUUUUCCCCAAGGGUGGCAUGAAAUGUUUCCACAUGCCCAUUUUAUGUAAAAAUAGGAGCGGAAUUUUAAAUUCUAGUAACCUCAAAUCAGUGAAUGAAUGAGCUUGAACUUAGCUGCUUCAUGCAAAUAAUUUGGAAAUCCACUAUGCCAUAAAAAUGGUGUGGAAUUUGCACUAAUCUUCAGCAUAGAACAUGGUUUCCAGAUUCAGUGUUGUUUAUGUGAUGUCUGUGAAGUGCUAGUUCUGUUGCACAGAUUAAAUGGUUGGUGAGUGGCAUUCCAAUGUCUAGACUGUCAUGAAAAUAGACCAAGGUUUUAAUGUUGUCUUUCUCCGUGAUUAAGUCUCUUGUGAUUCUUUUUUUUUUUUUUUUUUUUUCCUUUCC